Messenger RNA from Racocetra fulgida, 657 nucleotides. The record is from the annotation of a GenBank genome assembly. Lineage: Eukaryota; Fungi; Glomeromycota; Glomeromycetes; Diversisporales; Gigasporaceae.
AUGUCCAAAUCUCCAUCGUUCUCACUUUCAAAUUUACCAACAUCAUUUUUAAAAUUUCUUAAAGUAAGCGAAAUAGAUCCCGCAGUAUAUACAAUUCAAAACUUACCUAGAUAUAUCCGAAUAAAUUCAUGUCAAUAUAAUGAACAUUCACAAUUACAAAUUUGUAAAGAACUAGAAGAACAAAUUGGAACAAAAAUAUGGCCUGUAAAAGGAAUCGAUGAAGGAAAGAUAUUUGGUAUUGAUUUAAGUUCGGGGAUCGCUGUUUACGCUCUUGAUAUUCAUCCAAAUGAUCAUAUUCUGGAUUUAUGUUGUGCGCCGGUUGAUAUUUCACGUGAUCGCGCAGCAACGUGUCGAAGUUUAUUAAAAAAAUACAAGAUAAGUCGAGCUAGAUUGUUUGUCGCAGAUGGUACAACUUUUAAUGUAUCUGCGCCAUCUUUUUUGGAAUCGAUAAUGCAAAUGAUUAGUAAGAAUGAACAACAAAAGUUAGGUGAAAAUUACACAUCAUCAAAAGGGAUGGCAGAAGAAAUGGCAAAAAUAAAGAGUCAAGAGAAAUAUGAUAAUGAACCAAAUGAUAAAAGCCAGAAACGAAUCAAGCCAUUUUGGGCACCAAAAAUGUUGCGGAAUGAUCCACCAAUAAAUAAUCUCUGGGAUCUUCAA